Molecule: messenger RNA, 3951 nt
Organism: Salmo salar (Atlantic salmon)
Lineage: Eukaryota; Metazoa; Chordata; Actinopteri; Salmoniformes; Salmonidae
Gene: dcun1d4
Product: DCN1, defective in cullin neddylation 1, domain containing 4 (S. cerevisiae)
Biological process (GO): protein neddylation
Cellular component (GO): ubiquitin ligase complex
Molecular function (GO): ubiquitin-like protein binding; ubiquitin conjugating enzyme binding; cullin family protein binding
Source: RefSeq, a predicted model, not a curated record
GCCGCUGAAUGGACAAGAUCAUUGGUCAUAACCUGUAUUACAGUUUUAACAUGUUUAAGUCUAGCUGCCACUUUUGGAAUGUCCAAAGGAGCCUAUCCCCUUUUUUAUUAAUCAGUGUUUAUCUAGCAACUGCGCAUUUACCACUGAGUAGGGAGCAGCAACUGAGUCCAAUAGUCCAAUUAGCACUGAGGAAGAUGUGUAACUAAGUCACCAUAGAAACCAGGUUUCCCCAAACACAAGUAUUGGAAACACACGUGAUAAAACUUGCUGGACAGAACCCUCUACUUCCACUAACGGGCUCACAGCUCACCUGCUAGUUUUGGGAAUGGGCCAAGUGUCUUUGAUGCACUCCAAACUCCUGCAACAAAAUAUUAUACAGUGCAUGUUUGUUUAUGAUGUUAAACCUGAACCUUGAUUUAAACUAUGACUAAUGUUAUGUGAGUGUUUUACCUUUGUAGAUGAGCACCCCAGUGACAGCCAUGCUUCCCAGAGAGAGGGGAAGAGCUGAGAGGAACAUGAGAACAGAGAUUUUCAGCUGCACACCCAUUUGUCUACACUGGCCGGCAUUCACAAAAUCUACCACACCCUGCACAGGCUGAACCUGACGGAGGACGUUGGACAUAACGGUCACUCCACAGCCUGCUGCUCCAGAGCCAUGCCUCCUAGGAAAAAGAGGAGACCCACUGCUGGAGAUGACCUGUCAGCUAAGAAGAGUCGCCAGGACAGUGUUUUUAGAAAACAUGAGGCACCACAAAUCCGAGAGGAGGAGACCUUCUCCAGUAAAAGAUGUCUGGAGUGGUUCUACGAAUACGCAGUCUGUGAUGAUGUUGUGGGGCCAGAGGGAAUGGAGAAGUUCUGUGAAGACAUUGGAGUGGAACCUGAAAAUGUGGUGAUGCUGGUUCUGGCCUGGAAGUUAGAUGCCCAGAGUAUGGGCUACUUCACCCUACAGGAGUGGUUGAAUGGCAUGGGCUCCCUGCAGUGCGACUCCACAGAGAGGCUGAGGAACUCCCUGGACUACCUGAGGUCUGUCCUAAACAACACCACCAACUUUAAGCUCAUUUACAGAUACGCCUUCGACUUUGCUCGGGAAAAGGACCAGAGGAGUUUAGACCUGAACACAGCCAAGUGCAUGUUGGGGCUUCUCCUGGGAAAGACUUGGUCACUGUUUCCUGUGUUCAAUCAGUUUUUAGAGCAAUCUAAGUAUAAGGUCAUCAACAAAGACCAGUGGUGCAACGUUUUAGAGUUCAGCAGGACAAUCAACCUAGACCUCAGUAACUAUGACGAGGAUGGAGCCUGGCCAGUUUUGUUGGAUGAGUUUGUGGAAUGGUACAAAGAAAGAGAGAUGUUAUAGCAUCAGGUACACUGCCACAAAUGUCAACAAAACAACAUAAUACGACGACGACGGCUAUGAGAAAACAAACUAUACAAAAUGGGAGAGGUGUCAGUGAUGACAAGGGGUGCUUCCAGGUAAUGAUUGCAGGGGGGUGUAAGGUCCAAAACUGGGUGUAAGCUGCCCUGGCGAGAUUGGGAUGUAGAUUACUUAUGGUCACUAUGGAGACGCCAACUAUCUCCAGAUAAUGUUCCCUACCCAUGUUGCAUUGUGGUUAAGCACAUGGCAGCCCCUGUGGCGUUGCACCCCCUCGCUGUGUGAUAGGAUAACUGUUCUCAUGAGUGGCUGACGUGGGCUAAAUGGUUUUGUGUGAGAGAGAAAUUCACUUUUCAACCCUUUGCUCCCGUGAGGAGGAAUAAAACAAAUGAAAUCCCUCCCUUUUGAACAGUUGGUCUUAAGUCUUAAAUCAAGGUCAUUUUGACCUGGGCACAUUUGAAUAUUGUAUAUCCGUGCUUUGAACUUGAUCUGUGCUUGUCUCUUUAUAACCUACAGAACCCAUUGUUUUCUAUCAGUUUUGUCCUAUAGUUGGGUUGAAUAGGAAUUCUUACAGAAGUACAUUGUCAGGCUGAGUGUUACAGUAGUUGUUUUAGCCAUGGUCCCUAAAGCUGUUAGAGGUGGAUGAUGACACCUCCACAGUUUACUAUAACAAAGUAAUUUGUGCCAGUGAUUUGAGCCCCCAGUGGUUUUCAUCCCCAUGCUCACUAUGAUACCACCAGCCUGUGCUAAAGCAUUUUAGCCCCCUGCGAAGGCUUCAGUUGACCUCAUACCACAACUAACCAAUCAGCAAUGCUGCCUAUUAACUCUUACUACAGUGCAGUUGUUAGUGGACUGGCCAGCAUUCAUGGUUUACGUGACCAAUCUAUGUUUCUAAGCUGUAGGUUUGUAAGAGUAUAUAUUUUUUUUUUCUCACAUUUUUUAUGGGGGUUGCUUUAAUUGCUCAACACACGCGAGUGAGCGCACACAGUGGUCAGGGAUUAGAUCAGGAUGAAAUGAGACUUUUGGGCUUAUCAUUCAAGAGGUCUCAAAACUAUGGACAUUGAAGGGUUAGAAUUAGACCCCUGUGACGAUGCUAUGCUUUUGCUAAUGUUCUUGUAACACAUGUAUAAACUUUUGUCAAUGGCUGUGAUGUGACGCUCAAUUGUCAUGAGUGAAACGUUGCAUGCACGCUCUCCGUCAGAGACGUCUGUGAAUGGAUGAGAUUUUUGAAAACUUGUUUUGUUGUUUUUUUGUACAGGAAUUUGUGCUUCAUUUGAUAUCCUCCAUGUUGUCUUAACGCUUUAUGAAAACCAUGAUUGUGUAUAUUCAGAGCUGAAACACACGUAACCUCAUUUGAGGAUGAGGAGUUCCCUCCUGCAUUUGCCAACCCCUCCCCCCAUCACACACAGUAAAAAACGACAAAGAACCCCACUGUCAGUCUCAAACGGCCUCCCUGUGGCUCAGUUGGUAGAGCAUGGUGUUUGCAACGCCAGGGUUGUGGGUUCGAUUCCCACGGGGGGCCAGUACGAGGAAAAAAAUAAAAAGGGAUGAAAUGAAUUGAAAUGUAUGCAUUCACUACUGUAAGUCGCUCUGGAUAAGAGCGUCUGCUAAAUGACGUAAAUGUAAAUGUAAACAAAUGGACAUGAACUGAAAUUAACAUGAGACUGCGUGUGUUGUAAGAAUGGUGUCAGAUCUUUUGACAUGUCAAUCAUUGAUUGGUCAAAACCAGUGGCAUCUGAUCCACAACUAAAGCAUGUACAGUAUAUGGAUCGAUUCAUGAAGUAGUAAGGUCAGAUGAGAUCUCCACCUAUCAGUGAUCCAUGAUGCUUUGGCUGGCCUGUCCAGUCAUCAGUAUAUUUGUCUAUAUUAGGUUUUUGGAGAUGGAGCUAGUGGCUGGACUGCGCACUAAUAAUAAGUCUAAUUCAGAUGGUGUUCAACAUUGGUAAUGCAGGAGGUUGAACAACCCUGUCCUGACUGUAUAUGUAUGUACAGUAUGUAUGUGUCUGUUUUCACUGUAACCUACAGUAUCUCUAUAUUAACUUACUGUUGUCAUUCAUUUUUGCUUUGCCAUCUUCCUUUACAGAAAGAUUCAAAUGUGGUUUGUGAUGAUGUUCGUUCUGUGUUUUUAAAUUGCACAGGAUCAUGUUUGAUUCCGCUACUGUAGGCCUAAUGUAUUUUUACUAUUGCAUUACCACAGUAAUUACCACGUCAUGUGUGCACCUUAUUAUCCAGGUACCCAUAGAUCAACUGAUAUAAAAACAUCACAAACACAAUAUGGGCGAAUUUCAUUACAGGUUUAUGAUGCAUCGGCCUCCACAUAAUGUGGAGGCAGUGUCAUGAAGAGAUUAUUUUGUAGCAAAAUAGAGGGGAGUAGGGUAGCGAGUGAGUAAAGCAGGUGGAUAUGAAUCUGGGAAAUUGGGUUUUAAUGGUCCCACCUUUUAUUUGCCUUAGUCUGAAAUAAUUCAGUCACUUAAACAGCUAUUUUCAUUAAGACAAACAUGUCUGGUGUUACACUCAUUUACAACAAUGUAAUAACAGUAUAAUUCUGUAAUUAAAAUAAACAAGUUACGUUUUAACAACUUUCA